AAGUGUUACUAAACCUACAACAGUAAAAUCAGUCUGUAUAUGCAGUAAAUCAUGCUUGUUAUACUCACUGUGGAACCUAAGGGGUUAAUCCUCUGCACUGUGUAAAAAGGCUGAUCGAUCCUUUCUUCUCUGUUCCUCCCCUUUUUCAAUGCACCCUUCUUAUCUCCAGAUAAGACAUAUCGUGUGGAGACACUGCACAUGCUCAGUUUGGUGUGUAUUGCUAAAGAGGUUUUUGUUUUUUGGGAGAGUGCAUGUGAUCAGCACAGGGCCAAUCAGCACUGUCCAGAGGUCAGGG
This is a messenger RNA of Staurois parvus, 295 nucleotides long. The record is from the annotation of a GenBank genome assembly. Lineage: Eukaryota; Metazoa; Chordata; Amphibia; Anura; Ranidae.